AUGUCGGUAACUGAACUCGCACUUCUUCGGAUCGACCCGGGCACAGAUGUUUCGUCGCCAACACUCCUUGCGAACUUGUCCGAGGCAAAAAGUGUGAUGGAAAGGGCCAGCGGCUUCAAGUUCCACUUCUACCAUUGCGUGGAAGAUCCCAGCCUGGUGUUUAUACUUGGCGCAUGGCCGUCGAUUGACUUCCACAUGAAGGAGUUCAUCCCUGGCGAGGCCAACCAAGAAAUACUAGACCUGCUGAAAAGACAGCUUGUUGUUGAAUGGAUGUUUCAUCUCGAUGUCGACCAAGCAAAGACUGCUCUUUCUUUGAGCGAGAAAUUCAUUGCCAUUGGGCGACAUUUCAUCAGGGAGGGAGAGGAAGACGUAUUUCGAUCGACCUUCAAAGCCAAAAAACAUGAACUUGAAUCUUUUAUUGGAGGAGCUGGUCACGUUGUCGGAGGGUUCAGGUUAGAUGAUGGGUUUGAGCCGGCAACGGAAGGAGACAGGAAGGAGGAAUUCGUUCUGUUCACGGCAUGGAACAGCGUCGAACAUCACUUCGGCUUUGCUAGAACGGAAGGUUUCGAGAAGUAUGGUCAGAUCAGAAACCACAUCGAACAAGCAGACAUCAAGCAUGCCACAAGGCUCAAUGUCGACGAGAAGACGCGAGUGUAG
This is a messenger RNA of Exophiala viscosa, 657 nucleotides long. RefSeq lists its product as uncharacterized. The transcript has a single exon. Bases 1 to 657 code for a protein of 218 amino acids. The record is from RefSeq and is a predicted model, not a curated record. NCBI's taxonomy places the organism in Eukaryota, Fungi, Ascomycota, Eurotiomycetes, Chaetothyriales, Herpotrichiellaceae.